Messenger RNA from Dendroctonus ponderosae (mountain pine beetle), 2123 nucleotides. RefSeq lists its product as uncharacterized. The transcript has 3 exons. The record is from RefSeq and is a predicted model, not a curated record. The coding region runs from base 101 to 1237 and encodes 378 amino acids. NCBI's taxonomy places the organism in Eukaryota, Metazoa, Arthropoda, Insecta, Coleoptera, Curculionidae.
CGAGUUAUCAGAGUAUCAACCAUGAAAACACCUUAUUUUCAUACACGAAAUAUUUUGUCCUUAUUGUCGUCUUCCAUCGUCUUCUCUUAACUGCUGAAAAAUGUUUAACCGCUAUACCCGGUUUUCUUAUCUGCGAAACAUAAUUAGUGCAGAAUAUGGUUCUCCAAUUCGUAGAUAUGUGACAUUAUUACCCAUGCAUGGGGCUUCGCGCUCUUAUUUGCGUAGCCAUCAACUACAUCUAUUACUCGAUGCUUACUACAGAAGUUCAGUUCAUAUUCUACAAGAAACCGUGGAACUCAUGUCGCCUCCUAAUGACGUUCCCUAUAAAUGCCGGAUUGCAGUAUGCCUAAAGACAAAUUCUGAUAGAGAAGAGGAAUUACAGUUAUUUGUGAAAUUACUAACGGACGAUCCAGACGACUUAAUAAAGAUAGCGAAUGCCUAUAUGAGAGUAGAUCAAAUGAUUAAAAUGAAAAAAGAAAUUCAAAUAUAUACUGUUGUUAUUGCGGCUAUCGAAAAAUUUCAAAACCAAAUGAAAAUUAAGAAAGAAUUUCGUUAUAAAAAUGUGUUUGCUAAUUUUAUUGGAGCAAGACUUAGUUUUGAAACAACUACUGCAAAUCUACCCGAUCAAUUUAGCGCAAUAUUGCUGGACACUCCAGAAUUCCGAUAUUAUAAGACUAAAUCGAAUGGAACUGUAUUUACGGGCUUUGACUUUUUUCAUGCCAAAAUGAUCAUACGAGACAUGGCUCGUUUUCAUGCUUGCCCCAUUGCGAUGAAGAUAAAAAAUGAAAAAAAAUUUAGGAAAAAAGUUAUGUCUUUUUUAAAUCUGGAGGUGAAAGACUUUGAAAAAUUGCCGCCUUCUCAAUCGCUGUGCCACGAGCUACUUACUGAUGGACUAAAACAUAAGCCAGAAGUACUUCAUCAGAUGCCAUUUCUCAGAGAAUCUCUUCAGCUUUCGAGAUUAUCUGAAUGGAUUCAAGAAGAUCACGAAGAUAAGACUUGGCACACCUUAUGCCAUUCCAGAUACUGCAUUCCCAAUAUAAUAACCAGUUAUCCUAGCCGAGAGUUACCGCGGAGAAGCAAACUGCUCGAAUUGGGAAAGAGAUCAAUAGCUGAAAUUUUGAUCAGUGUAAAAGCAAGUUCUUGCGAAGGCUAUGACGAGACCGGACAACCAAUCUUAGGCGAAAACUAUCGCAGAAGAGUAAAAGUAGCCGUAAGGCUUGCUGCAGGAUUAAUGUAAUCCAAUAACAUGUUUUUGCAAUUGCUUUCUAAUCUUACGUUAUUUUAAAUGUAUUUCUCGUAAUCCGUUAAAAAAACACUCAUUGAACUAUUGGUUUGAAACAGAUAAAAAUCCGUUCAUAUUAAAGCCUCACAACAAAUACCUUUAAUCUCUGGUAAUUGUUGAAAUUCAAAUUACUGUAGAAUUAAGCACUAUGUGUAUGUAUUUUAAAGUGUAUUGUAAUUUUCUAUAAGCAAAACAUAUUUAAGACAAGAAUGGGUAUUUUUUAUACAGUUUAUUCUGUAUUAACUAAAAAAUCAGUUUUUAUUCAUGUAGUUUCAGAACGGUUUCUAUUACAACUCUCAAUUAUUUUGACGUCAACGGAUUGUAAAACGCAAAAUAAAUGCUAUUUAUUUUUGCAUUUUAUGUGUCUAAUUCUUUAAUAUCUGCAUUAAAAUGGAAAAGCAAUAUGUAGCAGGCAUUACAUAUAGACCAUAUUUCAUUUUUUAUUUCGUUUGAAAAUAGUGAAGUUAAGCCACUUAAAACUCUAAAAUAAUACAUGAAUAAAAUUUGAUAAAAAUUAUGUUGCUGUAAAAGUAAUAGAAUAUUUACAAUGAUUGUACUCAUUUGUAAUAAUGAAUCUAAUAAUAAGAAAAUUAUCAUUUUACGCUAUGUUACGCAUGAAUGUAGUAAGAUAGAAUAAGAAUAAUUUAGAAAUUUAUUAUUCGCGUACUUCAUUUAGCGCUGUUAACGGUAUAUACCUAUUUUAUCGGUUGUAAAGCAUUAUUUUAAGCCACUCCAGACUUUUAGAAAAUAGUAUAGACUGCGACGGAUUUAUACCUUUUAGUAAAAUGCAUAAUGUGUAAUUAAUUUUUGAAAUGUAAAUCUAAUAAACACUUUAUAAUAG